GAAAAACAACAGAAGAAACCCCGGACAGGCAGAGGAAGAAGCGGAGCUCGCGACGUUACGUAGCCGCCAUUUUGUUUCACCGGGAGUGGAGAAUCCAGCCCGAGACCGCCGGCGUGGACAUUUCCCCUCAUUCGGACCAUCUUAAACACGGCGGAGCAGCAUCGUGCACCCAAAUUUAGAUUCGCAUGAUGUCUGGAGACAUGGCCACAGAUCAUGUAAACGGGAACGGGACGGAGGAACCAAUGGACACUACAGCCGAGGUGACCCACUCGGAGCAUUUCCAGGCUUUACUGGAGGCAGGUUUACCUCAGAAGGUCGCUGAGAAGCUGGAUGAACUUUAUGUAGCAGGCCUGGUAGCACACGGUGACCUCGACGAAAGGGCGAUUGAAGCUUUGAAAGAGUUCAAUGAAGAUGGAGCCCUGCAAGUGCUGGUCCAGUUCAAAGAGAGCGACCUGUCACAUGUGCAGAACAAAAGUGCCUUUCUCUGUGGGGUGAUGAAGACUUACAGACAGAGAGAGAAACAAGGGACUAAAGUUUCAGACUCCAUUAAAGGACCAGAUGAGACUAAAAUCAAAGAACUCCUCGAGAGAACCAGCUACACGCUCGACGUUACGACUGGCCAGAGGAAGUAUGGCGGGCCCCCGCCGGAGUCGGUGUACUCAGGUUCCCAGCCCCCCGUUGGCACAGAGAUAUUCGUGGGGAAGAUUCCUCGUGAUCUGUAUGAAGACGAGCUGGUUCCCCUGUUCGAGAAGGCUGGCCCGAUCUGGGACCUGCGGUUAAUGAUGGAUCCGCUGAGUAGCCUGAACAGGGGCUACGCUUUCAUCACAUUCUGCACUAAAGACGCGGCCCAGGAGGCGGUGAAGCUGUGUAAUAAUCAUGAGAUUCGCCCUGGCAAGCACAUCGGGGUGUGUAUAUCUGUUGCCAACAACCGGCUAUUUGUUGGCUCCAUUCCCAAGAGUAAAACAAAGGAGCAGAUUGUUGAGGAGUUUUCUAAAGUCACAGAGGGCCUUAGUGAUGUCAUACUGUACCAUCAGCCCGACGACAAAAAGAAGAACCGGGGCUUCUGCUUCCUGGAGUAUGAAGACCACAAAACAGCUGCUCAGGCUCGCCGCCGGCUAAUGAGCGGCAAGGUGAAGGUUUGGGGCAACCUGGUGACGGUGGAGUGGGCCGACCCCAUCGAAGACCCCGACCCAGAAGUCAUGGCCAAGGUGAAGGUUUUAUUUGUGAGAAAUCUCGCUAACGGAGUCACAGAGGAACUCUUGGAGAAGUCCUUCAGUGAGUUUGGAAAACUGGAGCGAGUGAAGAAGCUCAAAGACUACGCCUUCAUUCACUUUGAGGAGCGGGACGGUGCAGUGAAGGCUCUGGAGGAAAUGAACGGGAGGGAGUUGGAGGGAGAGCCGAUUGAGAUUGUUUUCGCCAAGCCGCCCGAUCAGAAAAGGAAGGAGCGCAAAGCCCAGAGACAAGCGGCCAAAACGCAAAUGUAUGACGACUAUUACUACUACGCUCCCCCUCCACACAUGCCUCCUCCUGGCAGAGGGCGGGGCAGAGGUGGCAACCGGGGCGGCUACUCCUACCCCCCUGACUAUUACGGUUACGAGGAUUACUAUGAUUACUACGGCUAUGACUAUCACAACUACCGUGGCGGCUACGACGACCCCUACUACGGGUAUGACGACUUCCAGGCCCCGAGCCGAGGGCGGGGCGGCAGCAGGGGCGCACGGGGCGGAGCCUCCCCGGCCAGAGGACGCGGUGGCUCCGGGGCACCCAGAGGGAGGGCAAACUUCUCCCAGCGCGGCGGGCCAGGAACAGGCCGUGGCGGGCGCGGCGCAAGAGGAGGCGUGCAGCCGAGAGGGCGAGGAGGGGUACGUGGUGCGCGGGGUGGCCGCGGUGGAAAUGUAGGAGGAAAGCGCAAAGCUGAUGGGUACAACCAGCCAGAUUCCAAGCGUCGCCAGACCAAUAAUCAGAACUGGGGCUCUCAACCCAUUGCUCAGCAACCGCUCCAAGGUGGUGAUCAUUCUGCAGGAAAAAGGGGGCGAGGCCGGUCCUGAUGUGUCGCUAUGAGGACUGACGGCGUUGCACGCUGCGGCUUCGGCGGAUGGAAAUGGUAAGGUCAGCUGACUCAGUGGUCCAAUGGUAGCCCAAUUUUUUUUUGUUUUGUUUUUUUUUUCUUAUUUUGAUUUUAAUGUGAAGGAGGAAAUCUCUCUAAAAAAGAAACUGCCACGUAUGAAGAUGCUCAGAAGGGUGAACCCCACCUCCUCCUCCUCCAGCCCCAAGUCAGCCAUAUGAGACGUGCUGAGGUCGUGAUGGACAUCCAUCUGGAAAAGGCUUUGCACUUUUUUUUUUUUUUUUUUUUUAAUCGUUAAAGCUUGGAGUGGUUUAGUAGGACUUUUUGUCUCGGAGUUCUUGGACUGAGACGUUUGAGGUGCCGUCGCCCGGCGUUUUUAAAGUUGAGUCUCACAGGAAAACUGGUUCAUGAGCUACCUCAGUUUCACGGACACGCCUGCUCUCACAGAUCAUGUACUCGAGGAAACGGACGGGGCCCGGCCCCCUCCGCCUCGCAACAGAGCACUUAAUCUAAUUCAGGUUCUCACUGAGACCCGGCGCCGGCCGCAGUGACGGUCGGCCGGUCCUCCGGGAGCGAGCCUGAACGCGCCUUUGGCUGUCUUUGUACAUGAACUGAGCACUGAUGUAGUUAAUGAACAGACUGUUUGAGCUCUUAUUUGUAAAGCCUGAAAACCACAGUUCUCCUCUGUCUUCCACAUCCUGACCCGACAGCUGUCUUAACUUUAGAUUUAGGAUGUCAUCCAGUGACGUCCUGCCACGACUAAGCAGGUCUGGAAGAAGAUGAAUUACACAUUUCACAUUGUAUGCCGCUGUAGACUAUCAUGCCAUGUAUGUAUGUGCUCGUGACAAAUGUACCUGUGGUGUAAAACUGCUGUUGCUUCAUGUCUUCUCACUGUCAGCGUAAAAAUGGUGAGUGUAAAGGAGAAAUCGACCGUUAAAUGUUUGAUAUUUGGAGGGCUUGUUUGAUUUGAUCGGGAGGAGAAUGAACUACCAAAGAGCUUCAAGGUUCGUUUUUACACCCUUCAUUGGCUGAGUGUUGGGUCACAGAGCUGCGACCUCUGAAUUCAGGUGUUUGCAGUCCCUUUGCCACGAGUAUAAAAUCAAGCACCAAGCCGCGCAGUCGCUUUACAAACACUAAAGGGUCGUUCCACUGAAUUAGAGCGCGCUAAUGUAACAGGAUGCCACCGUAGCAACGAGUCAAUUUGUGAUACUCAGCUGUAUGUGAUGUUACUGCAGAGACGAAGUGUUUGUGGCUGAGCGACUUCCUAAAGACUGUAAAGUUACAGAGCACCAAACCUCAUUAACAUCGGCGCAAAAACGGUGAGCCGGGAGCUUCGUGGCCGAGCAGCUCCUGUAGGUGUCCCGGUACUUUGGCUCAUACAGAGGAUCAGAUGUGUUCGGUUUUUAUCCUCGAGUAAUGUAAAACUGGACCGCUGCAUGUGUCGUCUUACAGCAAAAAGUCCGACAUCGUGGAGUGACAGAAACACUAACGUCUGUUCUCUUUCCGCCGUUAAACGUUGGAGGGAAAAGAUUUGGUGAUGAACUGUCCGCUGAUGGUUUUAAUUGAAGGAAAAGAAGCUGAAAGUUUCAAGUUUUUACGCUCUUAAUGUUAAACACUCCGCCUUUCUCAUGGUGUACUUUUAAAACUGGACCGCUCCUGUUUUUAGGAUGACUUUUAAAAUGUUUUCCACAGGAAAUGUUUUUUAAUAUUUGCUGUUUCUGUUGAGAUUUUAUUUUGAAAAUCAUCUUUAGUAAUAGGAGUGCUGCUUUUCGGGUUUUUUUGGUCCAAAGAGCAGAAUAGGUCAGCAUUAAAACACUCGAACGUUCUUUUCCAGAGUGAAAUGUUGGAAAAAUCAGAUUUGUGCUGGUUUGGUUUUGACGGGAGGAACAGGAAGAACCUCUGUGGAGCCUGAACGUUUAAAGAAACACAUUCUGACUCCUGACGUCAGUUUUUGGUUUGCGUAUAAUUGCGGGAGCGCUCGUUCCAGUUUUUUAACUUUUUGUUCAAAAUGUCCAAAAACUGUUCAGCGUGUUUAGAAACUAGUGGUGGUGCAUUUUUAAAGUAGUUCACGAUCAGGUGACUAUAAGGACAAAUCAAAUGAAGUUUCUGAACACAAAAUUCGCCUGUUACACAUCCAUUAAAGUUGAGGAAUUCUGGGAAAUGUAGGCAGGCGCAGCCUGAAUGUAUGGUGCACUUCUGAAGGUGGACGUGAGGUUGGAUUUCUCCUUUAAGCUCCUCUCGGUGGCCUCCUCUGUGACCUUUGCCGUGACCCCGCUGUGUCGGUGUCAUGUCGAGCUUCUUCCAGUUCAGAGGGUUGUUCUGCUUGUUCUUCCUCUGCAGGAAAAAUGGAGCCACAUUAGUUUGUUUUUCACAUUAGAAUCGACUUGAUUUUAAAGGUCAAAGAUCUUUUUUGGCUAACAGUGUGUUUGCAGUUUGCAGAUGAUUGUUUUAUACUGUACAGUGAGGUGACGUAAACCUAUUUUUCUAAUAAAGCGAUGGACUUUGAACUCAGCUGUGUUU
Molecule: messenger RNA, 4585 nt
Organism: Archocentrus centrarchus (flier cichlid)
Lineage: Eukaryota; Metazoa; Chordata; Actinopteri; Cichliformes; Cichlidae
Gene: syncrip
Product: synaptotagmin binding, cytoplasmic RNA interacting protein
Exons: 11
Coding region: 186-2048 (620 amino acids)
Molecular function (GO): RNA binding
Source: RefSeq, a predicted model, not a curated record